UUGGGCUAGUCGAAAUUCGACAGGAUUCCGUCUUACCAGGAGACGAUGUCUAUAUUGUGGCCCAACAGGCCACGCAAGUUUAUUAUCUCCCAUAUGCGUGUCAAACCAUAAGGCAUCUUAAGGGUUGGGAUAUUGUGCACAGGGUAUCGCCACAUGGUAAAGUGCCUGUCCCAAACGAUGAAGAUUACAACUUAGACCCAAACACAUAUGACGGAGAGUUCUUUCAAGAAGAGGGACUAGAAGGGAGGUUUGAGAUAGACUUAACCGAAGCGAUCGGAAUGGAAGUAGACAAUGAAACGGUUAUUGAAGAGGACGUUGGAGAUGAGGUGCAAAAUGUGAAGGACUUACAAAUGCUUGAGCGAUUACAUUUAGACAAUGACAAUGGCAACAUUGCUCAUUCGGAUAGUGUUGAUUAUUUCGACAUGAUUGAUAGUGAUGAUGAGACUUAUGAUCCAGCUAAUCCCGAUCAUGAAGAUUAUUUCUAAUACAUGUAAUACUAUGUUAUUUUGUAAUUACGUUUUGUUUAUUUUGCAUCUCUUUCUAAGUACUUCUUGUUUAUCUGUGCUUAUUGGUUUACUCUUUUUAAUUGCAGGUGAUUGAACAAAGAUGGUGGGCGGUGGGAUGAGGAAGCUAACGUCCUUGUACCGAAGGACAAGGAGGAGCAGCUGCAGGAGGGAGUCGUCGCCUGCCGCCCCGUCGCGUGAGGAGGAGGAGGAGGAGCAGGUGCCCCAGGAGGACGCCGAGGAGGCGCAGGAGGAGGCGCAGGAGGAGGCGCAGGAGGACGCGCUGGAGGAGGCGACAGCAGGGGGUUCCGCUUCCUCUAGUUCGUCCAGCGUCUACUUGCGAGGUCCCGCGAGCCUCCCUCAGCGACCGAUACCUCGUGAGAGACGCCCGCUGAUUCGACCCGAGGGGGAAAAGAACUGGACGAUUAUGGCGAGUGGAGGUGCUCACACACGCCAAGUCAAUGGCAUCCUCGGUCUUCUGUGCAAGGAGCACUUCCCUGGCCUGGUUGAGUACGCCGGAGUGACGGGGCCGGCCUACUCGUUUGACCACUACGCCGCCGCCCCCGAUGCUGCAGAUCGGGCCCGCAGGGUAUUCAACAACAAGGCGGAGCGGGUGAAGCAAGAGCUGUGGGAUUUCUUUAGAUGCCAGGACGGACAUGAGGCCAGGGCGGAUGCGGUGGCUACCAAAUGCUGCAAAAAACUCGUCGUGGACAUGCAUUACGAGGCGCGCAUCCAGGCCGUCGUAACUUACCACGGGACCGUCGUUGGAACGAAGGUCACCAAAAGGGACGCAAGAACCAUGACGCUGACCCGGGACCAGUACCUGCAGGUAAAUACAGAACAUUAAUACUGAUUCCUUUUGAGAUUAAGUAGG
Phragmites australis (common reed) is the source of this 1377-nucleotide messenger RNA. RefSeq lists its product as uncharacterized. Gene Ontology annotation, biological process: transposition. The coding region runs from base 607 to 1350 and encodes 247 amino acids. NCBI's taxonomy places the organism in Eukaryota, Viridiplantae, Streptophyta, Magnoliopsida, Poales, Poaceae. The transcript has 3 exons. The record is from RefSeq and is a predicted model, not a curated record.